Messenger RNA from Labrus mixtus (cuckoo wrasse), 1424 nucleotides. RefSeq names its product protein AMBP-like. Gene Ontology annotation, molecular function: serine-type endopeptidase inhibitor activity. Lineage: Eukaryota; Metazoa; Chordata; Actinopteri; Labriformes; Labridae. Gene Ontology annotation, cellular component: plasma membrane; cell surface. The coding region runs from base 126 to 1217 and encodes 363 amino acids. The record is from RefSeq and is a predicted model, not a curated record. The transcript has 10 exons.
CACACAAAACAUAGGUCAAUGUCCCGUCCAGUAGGGGAGUAAGAAAAAUUAGCAAAGAAGGUGAAGCGCUUCUUGUUUUCAGUGUCUCAGACUUGAAUUCUCUCACAGACGAUUGGACAGACAGGAUGCAGCAAGCGGUGAUUUUGGUUCCCCUCCUGGUCUUGGGGUGGACAUGGACCCUUCAAGGACUCCCUGUACUCCCAGAACCUCUUUUCACCACUCAGGAGAACUUUGAUCUGACCCAGUUUUUAGGAACAUGGCAUGACGUUGCUUCGGCAAGCUCAUGUCCCUAUAUGCGACAUCAUCGAGGAGAUGCAGCCAUUGGUAAACUGGUACUGGAGGCAGGCACCACUGAAGGCAAAAUCAAGACAACUCGAACUGUACUCAGACAUGGAACCUGCAAGGAGAUGACUGGGGACUACGAGCUGACCUCCACCCCAGGACGAUUCUUCUACCACAUCACAAAGUGGGCUUCAGACGUGGAUGCCUACGUGGUUCACACCAACUACAACGAGUAUGCCAUAGUGAUCAUGAGCAAACAGAAAACAUCAGGGAAUAAGAGCACCUCACUUAAACUUUACAGUCGAACCAUGUCUGUGAGAGCCACUUUGCUGGAAGACUUCAAAGCACUGGUCAGACAGCAGGGGAUGAGUGAUGACACUAUCACCAUUAGGCAGGACAAAGGUGACUGUGUUCCCGGAGAGGUGGAGGAGCUGUCAGCUCAGACUCAGACUCAGACUCAGGUACUCACAAUACAUCGGAGGAAGAGAAACAUGGAGCUUACUGUGGAAACUGACGAGCUGGAGAGUUCUGGUGAUGAUUCGCCUCUCUUCAACUCAACUGAGGCCUGUAAUGCAAAACCAGAAACAGGGCCAUGUUUCGGGCUGCACCAACGUUACUACUACAACUCCACCUCGAUGAGCUGUGAACUCUUCAAGUAUGGAGGCUGUCUGGGCAACCAGAACAACUUUGUGACUGAGAGAGACUGCCUGCAGAGAUGCCGCACUGAGGCUGUGUGCCGUCUGCCCUUGGCGCCCCAUGCCUGCACAGGCCAGCCACCAAUCUGGGUCUUUGACUCCUCUAUAGGUCUGUGUCUUCCUUACAAGCAGGACUUUUGUCAGGCCAACGGCAACAAGUUCUACAGUAAGGCCGAGUGUGAGGAGUACUGCGGGGUGGUGAAUGCUGCUGAUGAAGCAGAGCUCCUGCAGGUAAACUGAUUGAGAUGCGGUCACAUCACUUCAUAACUCAAGAUGGAGAUUUGGUUUAGACAUUAGGGUUGCACAAAAAGUGGAGACGCUAUGGAGGCCUCCUCGUAGACAUUUUGAGCCUCCAAAUCUGGUGAAUUGUUCAUGUCAACAUAAAAGUCCUUUGUCAAGGCACUUGUAUGACCACCGAUCAUCAAUAAAACACCACAUUUCUCUGUU